GAAAAGUGAUCAUUGGCUGCUUAAAUAUUUCAACGUGAAAGCAGUCUAGUAAAGUUAUCAACCGAGAAGUUAAAAUUAUGAGUGGCGAUUAUAUGAUGACAACCUCUACCUCACCGUCGUACACGCUUAGUGUCGUAAUGAACACAACCAUAAAUGAAACUGAAAAAUUACUUUUACAAUUCGAAAAAGAUCAAAAGGACCUGCAAGCUGUUUUUUCAAAAGGAGAGGAAGUCAUUCUCUGGUUGGUUCUUGGAACAUUUGCGAUAUUUGGAAUCAUUGCAAACAUUAUAACAUUCGUUUUCAUUCAAAUUACGCCCAAGCUUAACAGAUCAGUUUUCAAUAUAUUUUUAAUGAGUUUAUGUGUUUCGGAUUUUGUGUCAGCUGUCAACAGUCCAUUUGUUAUAUACCGUGCAACUUGGGGCUUCUAUGAGUGGUCGAUCCCUCAUAUCUUUUGUAAGUUGGCAAUAUCACUUGACUUCUGGACAUCUUGUGUUACUAUUCAACAUAUUUUAGUAUUCUCUAUUCUCCGAUUGAUUUCAAUCAAAUUUCCGCAUCGCUUUGGAGUUUUAAAAGCUUUUCAUGCUAAGGUCAUAGUCAUUGUCAUCUGGAUGGAAACAAUGGGCGCAAGUUUUGUCGUUUAUUAUAUAUGGCCUGGAGUUUUUCCUCCUGGUAAAAGAACACCUAGCGGUGCAAUAAGUAAAGCAUGCACUGCUCAGCCAGCAUGGAUUGGUAUGCUCUUAGGGUACGUUCAGAUCGGAUUUCCGAUCGUUCUAUAUGUACCUAUGAUAGCAGUAGUCAUUGUGACUGCCGCUCUCGGUUACUUAAUUUUUCAACGAAAAAGGAAUCGGAAUAAAGUAUCGAAUCUUCAAUCAGAAAAAGCUGCAACAAAGAAAGAGAAUUUUGCCUUGAUCCAGCUUGCUUUAAUCAUCGCCUCGUUCAUGUUGGGAUAUCUUCCCGAUAUCGCCUACCGAAUGACUGCAAUCAUUCUGAGAGCUUUUAAUCAGAGUCUACCAGCUAGAGGCGAGUGGCAGUUUUCUGUGACAUCACAUUGUUUGCUGAGAUUAUCAGAAUGUUUGAAUCCGGUGUUUUACAACUUGGGAUCGAGCAAUAUGCGUAAAGCUACGUUCGCGUUCAUGAAAAGAAUCGUUCCGUGUAUGUUCGAUGUGUCAAAACAAAGAAUGACCACUUCUGGAAGGGCAAUUCCGUUGGAUAAUAAUACUGGGAGUUCUCAAACACCAAAGCAAACUUUCACCUGAAAUCAACCACCACUAAUUUGAUGUUUGUGAAAUUGUGAUAACGAUUCGGUGAAUUAGUAAUCGGUGAAUUACUGAAUCAGAAAUGUUGUUUUGUCAAUCUGUUUCGUAAGUUAUCGCGUUGUGAAGAAACAAUUUGUACAACUUAAUCAUAUCAUGAUAAAUGGGACUUCAUGGCGUGCUUUGGGUUAUUCCGAUUUACAAAUGUUUUGUCAAGUUGUUAUAGUUAUUAUAUGAAAUUGAAUGUAUAUAUGUGAAAAGAAUGGACGUGUACCUCAAGAUAUGUAUGUAGAAAAAAACAUUUGAAAUUCACUGUGUCAUAACAUAAGUAACGGAAUAAAAUAGAUGGGUAUCUGUUUUUCCUGGAAACUAUAUACAGAAUCCAUAACAUCCUCAUUGGCUUCCGUCAAUGAAUUGAUGUUCUUAGUAUUUCAUUUUAUCUUUUUUUCUUUAAAACUGUUAUGAUUAGGUCUCGUGUUUUUUUUAUCGUUUUUUGUUACUGUAUAUUUUUCUUCAUGAGGUGUAUUUAUACGUUCAUUUAUAUUUCUAAUUGCUUGAUUCAAGCACUGCCAAUGAGUGUAAUAGUACGGUUUUCACAUACUGAUAUAGUGGGCUACACUAGAUAGCUGAUCUUCUCACAAAUGCCAUCGAUAUACAAACACUUCUGAUGCUAUUUUAUGAUUCAACGUUUAAAUUAUGUCAAUGCAGUACAUUUCGUAUACGACUUAUUCUGUUCUGAUUUUAUUCAAAUAUAAAUUUGCAUGUUUCGUAUUUUAA
This is a messenger RNA of Styela clava, 2030 nucleotides long. Its product is annotated as histamine H2 receptor-like. Gene Ontology annotation, molecular function: G protein-coupled receptor activity. Gene Ontology annotation, cellular component: plasma membrane. NCBI's taxonomy places the organism in Eukaryota, Metazoa, Chordata, Ascidiacea, Stolidobranchia, Styelidae. Gene Ontology annotation, biological process: G protein-coupled receptor signaling pathway. The record is from RefSeq and is a predicted model, not a curated record.